Messenger RNA from Ochotona curzoniae (black-lipped pika), 6225 nucleotides. RefSeq names its product PCF11 cleavage and polyadenylation factor subunit (gene PCF11). Bases 294 to 5342 code for a protein of 1682 amino acids. Gene Ontology annotation, molecular function: mRNA binding; RNA polymerase II complex binding. The transcript has 16 exons. NCBI's taxonomy places the organism in Eukaryota, Metazoa, Chordata, Mammalia, Lagomorpha, Ochotonidae. Gene Ontology annotation, biological process: termination of RNA polymerase II transcription. The record is from RefSeq and is a predicted model, not a curated record. Gene Ontology annotation, cellular component: cytoplasm; mRNA cleavage factor complex.
GGGAACACAGACAUUUUCGGAGCUGGAGCCGCCGCUGCCGCCGCCAUUUUGUGUCUGUGGAGAAAGAAGCGUCUGUGGCGGCUGGAAGUGGACAGAGAUCCCCCGUGAGACGGCGGCGUUGCGCACCCGAGCUUCCCUCUGUGUCGUCCCCCAACCCCCCUCCGCGGUCAGCAUGUGGUGAAGCCGGAGCCGCGAGAGACCCGGGGAGAGGAAGAGGAGUCGCCAGGGGAGGCGGGGUGUCGAGAGCGGCUUCUGCUUCAGCUGCGGCGGACCUCGGAGGGGGGCCCGGCGCAAUGUCAGAGCAGACGCCGGCCGAGGCCGGUGCUGCCGGGGCCCGGGAGGACGCCUGUCGGGAUUAUCAGUCAUCGCUCGAAGACCUGACCUUCAAUAGCAAACCGCACAUCAAUAUGCUGACCAUUCUAGCCGAGGAGAACCUGCCCUUCGCCAAGGAGAUCGUCUCUCUCAUCGAGGCCCAAACCGCCAAGGCUCCUUCCUCAGAGAAGCUUCCUGUUAUGUACCUUAUGGAUUCUAUCGUGAAAAACGUUGGAAGAGAGUAUCUCACUGCCUUUACUAAAAAUCUAGUUGCAACAUUUAUUUGUGUGUUUGAAAAGGUGGAUGAAAAUACUAGAAAAAGUUUAUUUAAAUUACGUUCCACAUGGGAUGAAAUAUUCCCUUUGAAGAAACUUUAUGCCCUGGAUGUCAGAGUUAAUUCAUUAGAUCCUGCUUGGCCUAUUAAACCUCUGCCCCCCAAUGUGAAUACAUCUAGCAUCCACGUGAAUCCUAAAUUUUUAAAUAAAUCGCCGGAAGAGCCUUCCACACCUGGCACAGUGGUCAGUUCGCCCAGCAUCUCCACUCCUCCAAUUGUUCCUGAUAUACAAAAGAAUCUUACCCAGGAACAACUAAUAAGACAGCAGUUACUGGCAAAACAAAAACAGUUGUUAGAACUUCAGCAGAAAAAGCUGGAGCUCGAACUAGAACAAGCUAAGGCACAAUUGGCAGUUUCUCUUAGUGUUCAGCAGGAGACAUCCAAUUUAGGUCCUGGACCUGCACCAUCCAAAUUACACGUCUCACAAAUUGCCCCUAUGGCAGUGAAAGUUCCUCAUCAAGUUCCUGUGCAACCUGAGAAAAGCCGCCCGGGUCCGUCCCAAGUUCAGGAUUUGAAAGGCACUAACCGGGAUCCCCGCCUUAACAGGAUGAGUCAGCAUUCCUCUCAUGGAAAAGAUCAAAGUCACAGGAAAGAAUUUCUAAUGAGCACGUUGAACCAGUCUGAUAUUAAGACAAGUAAAACUGUACCCUCUGAGAAACUAAACUCAUCUAAGCAAGAGAAAAGUAAAUCAAGUGAAAAAGUAACUAAGAAAGAACUUGACCAAAUAGAUUCUAAAUCCAAAUCUAAAUCUAAAUCACCAUCACCUUUGAAAAACAAAUUUUCACACACAAAAGACUUGAAAAAUCAAGAAUCAGAAAGUGCAAGGUUGUCUGAUAUGAAUAAGAGGGAUCCGCGGUUAAAAAAACAUCUUCAGGAUAAGACUGAUGGCAAAGAUGAUGAUGGAAAAGAUAAAAGAAAAACUGCAGAGAAAAAGGAUAAAGAUGAGCACAUGAAAUCUGAACACAGAAUGGUUGGAAGUAGAAAUAAAAUCAUAAAUGGUAUUGUACAAAAACAGGACGUAAUAACAGAAGAAUCAGAAAAACAGGGGACAAAACCAGGGAGAUCGAGUACUAGAAAGCGAUCAAGGUCACGAUCACCCAAGUCUCGGUCACCAAUUAUACAUUCACCGAAGAGAAGAGAUAGGCGGUCACCCAAACGAAGGCAAAGGAGUAUGUCUCCAACUUCAACACCUAAAACUGGAAAAAUUCGCCAGUCAGGAGUUAAGCAGUCACAUAUGGAAGAGUUUACGCCAACUUCCAGGGAAGAAAGAAACACAAAAAGAAGCACUAAGCAGGAUAUUCGUGAUCCAAGACGAAUGAAAAAGGCUGAAGAGGAACGACCACAAGAAUCUGCAAAUCAGCAUUCUACAAAGUCGGGCACUGAACCAAAAGAAAAUGUAGAAAAUUGGCAAAGUUCUAAGUCUACCAAAAGAUGGAAAUCUGGUUGGGAAGAAAAUAAAAGCUUGCAACAGAGUGAUGAACAUGGUAAAUCUCCUCAUCUAAGGCAUAGGGACAGCUGGUCGAGCACUAAAGGAAUCUUGUCACCUCGAGCCCCAAAGCAGCAGCAUCGACUAAGUGUAGAUGCUAACCUUCAGAUUCCUAAAGAGUUAACUGUGGCAAGCAAAAGAGAGUUGCUUCAAAAGACGAGUGAACGUUUAGCAUCAGGUGAAAUUACCCAAGAUGAGUUCCUUGUUGUUGUGCAUCAAAUUCGACAGCUAUUUCAGUAUCAAGAAGGUAAACAUAGAUGCAAUGUACGGGAUAGUCCUACAGAAGAAAAUAAAGGUGGAUUAAAAAAGAAACCUCUCUUAUCUGAUGCUGAAUUAACCUACUAUGAACAUAAAGCAAAACUGAAAAGGACACAGGUUCAGCAUUCAUUUCCAAGACUUGAUCUCUUAGAUCCUGAUAUUUUUGACUACCCUUUGACUGAUGCCUUGUUGUCUGGAAUAGAAUGUGAGCCAUCCAAAAGUAAACAUGCAAGUAGAAAUAGUGGAGCACAGUUUGACAGAAAAGAACAAUUUAGUGAAAGAGCAAGACGUCUUUCUCCUAUAUCUGGGAGUCGUACUUAUGCUGAGAAUCUUUCACCCCAUGAGGGCCGGAGAAGACAUGACGAGCAAGUCUCUGCUAAAGGUGUACGAGAAGAGCAGAGAUCUCCAUUCAAUGAUCGUUUUCCACUUAAACGACCUAGAUAUGAAGAUGCAGAUAAACCAUUUGUAGAUAGCCCAGGAUCAAGAUUUGCCGGCCUUGAUACAAAUCAGCGACUUACAGCUUUAGCUGAAGACAGACCGUUAUUUGAUGGACCUAGCAGGCCAUCGGUAGCCAGAGAUGGUCCAACCAAGAUGAUUUUUGAAGGACCUAAUAAAUUAAGCCCUAGAAUUGAUGGACCUCCGACACCAGGUUCUCUUCGCUUUGAUGGGUCACCAGGACAAAUGGGGGGAGGAGGCCCUUUGAGAUUUGAAGGGCCACAGGGUCAGCUAGGAGGUGGCUGUCCUUUGAGAUUCGAAGGUCCUCCAGGGCCAGUAGGGGCUCCUUUGCGGUUUGAGGGGCCAAUUGGCCAAGCAGGAGGAGGUGGUUUUCGGUUUGAGGGAUCCCCAGGUAUGAGAUUUGAGGGAUCUGCAGGUGGUUUGCGAUUUGAAGGACCAGGAGGCCAGCCUGUGGGCCCCCUCAGAUUUGAGGGGCAUCGUGGUCAACCUGUGGGAGGGCUAAGGUUUGAGGGACCACAUGGUCAGCCUGUGGGCGGACAUAGAUUUGAUAGUCCUCGAGGUCAGCCUGUAGGUGGACUAAGAUUUGAGGGGGGUCAUGGUCCAGCAGGGGCUGGGAUCAGGUUUGAUGGACCUCAUGGUCAACCAGGAGGUGUAAUCAGAUUUGAAGGCCCUUUGUUACAGCAAGGAGUUGGAAUGAGGUUUGAAGGCCCCCAUGGUCAGUCAGUGGCUGGUCUGAGGUUUGAGGGACAACAUAGUCAACUUGGUGGGAACCUGAGGUUUGAGGGUCCACAUGGUCAACCAGGGGUCGGCGUGAGAUUUGAAGGACCUUUAGUUCAACAAGGAGGCGGAAUGAGGUUUGAUGGUCCUAAUGUACCGGGAGGUGGCCUAAGAAUUGAAGGUCCUCUUGGUCAGGGUGGUCCAAGAUUUGAAGGUUGUCAUACUUUGAGAUAUGAUGGACAGCCAGGUCAGCCAUCACUUUUGCCACGAAUUGAUGGAUUACACGGUCAGCCGGGUCCUAGGUUUGAAAGAACUGGUCAGCCAGGCCCACAGAGGUUUGAUGGACCACCUGGACAACAAAUACAACCAAGAUUUGAUGGUGUACCUCAAAGAUUUGAUGGUCCACAACACCAGCAAGCCUCAAGGUUUGAUAUGCCUCUUGGUCUCCAAGGCACAAGAUUUGACAAUCACCCGUCACAAAGGCUUGAAUCAGCAGUGCCUUUUGGUCAGCCUGGGCCAUUUAGUGACCCACCGGGUGGUGCUUUCAAUGCUCCGUCACAAGGACUGCAGUUCCAGAGACAUGAACAAAUGUUUGACUCACCUCAAGGACCAAAUUUUAAUGGACCGCAUGGCCCUGGAAAUCAGAAUUUCUCAAAUCCCCUUAACAGAGCUGGACACUAUUUUGAUGAAAAGAAUCUCCCUAAUUCUCAGUUUGGAAACUUUGGCAAUUUACCAGUAACUGUAGGAAAUAUUCAGGCCUCUCAACAGGUUCUACCUGGUGUUGCUCAGCCAAUACCAUUUGGCCAAGGACAACAGUUUUUACCAGUCCAUCCACAAAAUCCUGGAUCAUUUGUUCAGAAUCCCUCAGGAGCUCUUCCUAAGGCAUAUCCUGAUAAUCAUCUCAGUCAGGUGGAUGUAAAUGAAUUAUUUUCAAAACUGCUAAAAACAGGAAUUCUCAAAUUGUCCCAACCUGACUCUGCUACAACACAAACAAAUGAAGCGGCUGCUCAACCUUCCACUGAAGAGGAGGAAGAUCAAAAUGAAGAUCAGGAUGUUCCGGAUCUUACUAAUUUUACAAUUGAAGAAUUAAAACAACGUUACGACAGUGUUAUAAAUCGGCUGUACACUGGUAUUCAGUGUUACUCCUGUGGAAUGAGGUUUACAACAUCACAAACAGAUGUGUAUGCAGAUCACUUGGACUGGCAUUACCGGCAAAAUAGAACUGAGAAAGAUGUUAGCAGAAAAGUCACUCAUAGGCGUUGGUACUACAGUUUAACAGACUGGAUAGAAUUUGAGGAAAUAGCUGAUCUAGAAGAACGUGCAAAGAGCCAGUUUUUUGAAAAGGUCCAUGAAGAAGUUGUGCUUAAAACUCAGGAGGCUGCUAAAGAAAAAGAGUUUCAAAGUGUACCUGCUGGACCGGCUGGAGCCGUUGAGAGUUGUGAAAUUUGUCAAGAACAAUUUGAACAAUACUGGGAUGAAGAAGAAGAGGAAUGGCAUUUAAAAAAUGCUAUCAGAGUAGAUGGAAAGAUUUAUCAUCCAUCAUGUUAUGAAGAUUAUCAAAAUACAUCUUCAUUUGAUUGUACACCAUCUCCCAGCAAGACACCAGCUGAAAACCCAUUGAACAUUAUGUUGAACAUUGUCAAAAACGAAUUACAGGAACCCUGUGAAAGUCCAAAAGUUAAGGAAGAGCAAAUUGACACCCCACCAGCUUGUACAGAGGAAAACCUUGCAACACCCACUGAAAUUAAAACAGAAAAUGAUACAGUUGAGUCCGUUUAAAUAAAAUGAGAAAGGUAUGUUUUUCUUUUUUAAAAAAAGCUGCUGUUGAAUCUAGAAGGUGAAGAAUUUUUUUAUGUAUAUAUAGACAUAAAUCUAUAUAAAUUGUCCAGCUGAAGCAGGGCCUUCAGCUAUCAUUUGGUUAAUAAAUACAUUUUAGUAUUUGCAUUUCCUACUGCCUGCACAGUUUCAGGUGCUUGUUGUGUGAAACUUCUGUAGAUGUGUGCAAAUUUAAAAAAAUGAAAUUGUAUGUGUAAAAAUGUACGAUUUUUCACUUGUGAAACUGUAAAUUAUAAAUAAAAAUAUUUUUGCUAUUCAUGGAGUGUAAUAUUUAUGCACACCAUCAAAUAAAGACAGUGUUCUGUACUUUUUAUUGGGUGAAAAUGGAAUUGAACAGCAACCUCAACAUAGCAGCUCCCCAUGAUUAAAGAAGCAAAGUCUGAAGUUUUAUUAUUCAAAAGGGGGUUGUGAGAGCUUUGAAUGACUUUGCUUAUAGAAAUCCAGAUUUGAAAAUUUUACAUAUUUGUAUAUAUACAUAUUUGUGUAUAUAUAUAUAUAUAUAUAUACAUAUCCAGCUUAGAGAACCAUCCACAUGUCCAUUUUUGGAAAUAUCUAAGGAAGCAUCUUUUAUUCUUGAACAUGGACAUGGAUGCCAUCAAACAGUUAACCUAUUUAAGUACUAAGGGUGAUUUUUUAAAAAAGAUGUUUUUCAAAUGUCAAAUGAUUUAAUGCAGAUGAACAUAUUUCUAUUUUAAGUUACAGGGAAAUCUGUAAGAAUGCUCCUUUGAAACAUGGUUAACAUUUUCCUUUGUUGGUUUUGACUGAAUUAGAUGAAUACCAUGAGAUGUUAGUAUUCAUACAUGUAAUAAAUAGAAUGAUAAAGAAA